Messenger RNA from Numida meleagris (helmeted guineafowl), 4971 nucleotides. RefSeq names its product striatin interacting protein 2 (gene STRIP2). Gene Ontology annotation, biological process: cytoskeleton organization. Gene Ontology annotation, cellular component: cytosol. The transcript is spliced from 20 exons. Lineage: Eukaryota; Metazoa; Chordata; Aves; Galliformes; Numididae. The coding region runs from base 768 to 3425 and encodes 885 amino acids. The record is from RefSeq and is a predicted model, not a curated record.
GGGCACAAGAUGGGGCUGGGAGUGCUGAGGGGCUGUGGAUGGGGGGUUCGGUUGUCCUAUGGGUGCACGCUCACAUCCAACAGGUAUGAGGUGGGGAGUCCGAGUGGGUCCUGGUCUGGGGGGGUGUCCCUGAGCAGCCCCCAGGGUCACAGCACUCAUUAUCCCAGUUGUGCCCCCCUGCACUCCAAUGACCCCCAGUGCCCCUGGCUGCUCCCUGCACCCCAACACCCGGGGACCAAUGGCACAGUGGCACCGGGGGACCCUAACCUGGUCACUGCAGUGCAUCCAUGACCCACAGUAGGCUCCCAUGUUGGGUGCACUGGGGUUUCACCCCCCCUUCAUGGCCCCCCUGAUCCGAUUAGUGCUGAAUUCCUCCGGGGAUUUAGGAUCCCAAGGGGGAUCCGCAGCCCUGGGCUGCAAAAAUGGGUCGAAAAAGCAGAGUUUUGGAGCAGAGCGCUGAGCCCGGUGCUGCACAUCUUGGGGGUACCCAUAGGAAUGGGGCUGAUGUACAUUGUUCCCACCCCACAGCCAGAGGGAGCGAUGGAAGUGCCAUCCACGACCCAUUCAUGCGUUCCCUCCCUGGGGUUUCACGCUCCAGUUCCACGCCUGCUGCGGGAAACGGGGGAGUGUGUGUGUGGGGGGGGGUUCCACAGCCCUGGGGAGGGACGUAGGGCAAAGGGACGGCCCUGGAAUUUAAGCUGGGAAGAACUGGGGAGCACGCGUGGGGCUGUGUGCAGGGUGGAUGCGUGCACGGGGCUGUGCGCUGGAUGGAAGCCAUGGAUUUAAGACGGGAAGAACUGCGGUCCAUGCACGGGGCUGCUUGCAGGGUAAAAGCUGCGGGUUUAUGUUGGGAAGAGCUGGGGUGCGUGAAUGGGGCUGACUGCAGGAUGAAAGCCGUGGAUUUAAAUCGGGGAGGUUUUAGGCUGGGGAGAAAUGGAGCGCACGUGUGGGGCUGUUGGCAGGGUGCAAGCCAUGGAUUUAAGCAGGGGAGCGCCGGGUGCGUGCACGGGGCCGUUUGCAGCCGGGGCUCGCUGCUAUUUUUACGCACCACUUCCAAACGCGCAGCGCUCCGCUCUCUGCAGGGCUCCGUGGAUUUCCCCGCCGUGGAGUUCGAGUACGGGGACACCGACAGCCAUGGUGCAGAGCUCGCAGAGUUGUACAGCUACACCGAGGAGCCCGAGCUCGGCACCAACCGGCGAUGCUUCGAGGAGGAGUUUUGCCCCCAAGCGCGGGGCCGGCGGUGGCCAGAGCUGGACACGGCACAGCAGAGGGCCCACGUCCUGCGGCUGCUGGAGGGGCUGGAGGUGGUCAGCAGGGAGCGGCGGCUGCGGGCGGCGCGGGCCAUCCUCUACCUGGCACAAGGAGUGUUUGGAGACUGCGAGAGCGAAGGCGAUGUCCUGCACUGGUCACGGCACAACAGCUUCCUGCUGUACCAGCUGGGCACCUUCAGCGCCUUCCUGGAGCUACUCAGCAUGGAGAUUGACAACAGCCAGGCAUGCAGCAGCGCUCUGCGGAAGCCGGCCAUCUCAUUGGCUGACAGCACUGAGCUCAGGGUGCUGCUCAGCGUCAUGUACCUGCUAGUGGAGAACAUCCGUGUGGAGCUGGAGACGGAUCCCCCGGAGUGGAAAUCCUGCCGGGAGACCUUCAGGACGGAGCUGAGUUUCCCCGGGCGCUCUGAUGAGCCCUUCGCUCUCUUGCUCUUCACGAUGGUGACCAAGUUCUGCAGUGGCCAUGCUCCGCACUUUCCUAUGAAGAAGGUCCUGCUUCUGCUCUGGAAGGUGCUCCUGUUCACGCUGGGAGGAUUUGAAGCCCUGCAGACGAUGAAGGUGAGGAGGAGGGAGGAGCUGGGGCUGCCGCCCCUGCCUGAGGACAGCAUCCAGGUGAUGCGCAGCAUGCGUGCCGCCUCGCCACCCGCCUGCUCCAUUGAGCUGGCUGAGCAGCCACAGAAGCGUGGGCACCGCAGCCGGCGGCCCCUGAUGAAGCAAGACAGCUUGGAUAUCUACAAUGAGAGAGAUCCCUUCAAGAACGAUGAAGCAGGAGUUGACGAAGAGGAGAGCGAUGAAGUGGAUGGCGGGAUCGAGGGGGAGCUGGACCUGAUGGAGCGGGAUGCACUUCUCCCUGCCAUGCCAGCCCAGCGCCCGCCUAUUGAACGUGUGUCAUUCCCCAAAGGUCUGCCCUGGGCCCCCAAAGUCAGGCAGAAGGACAUUGAGCAUUUCCUGGAGGCGAGCAGGAACAAAUUCAUCGGCUUCACUCUGGGACAGGACACUGAGACCCUAAUAGGGCUGCCACGGCCCAUUCACGAGAGCGUGAAGACACUGAAGCAGCACAAGUACGUUUCCAUCUCAGAUGUCCAGAUUAAGAACGAGGAAGAGCUGGAGAAGUGCCCCAUGUCUCUGGGGGAAGAGGAAGUCCAAGAAACCCCUUGUGAGGUCUUGUAUCGAGCAAUGCUGUACAAUCUCCCCCAGUAUAUGAUUGCUCUGCUGAAGAUCCUCCUCGCUGCAGCACCCACCUCCAAAGCCAAGACUGACUCCAUCAACAUCCUGGCAGACGUCUUGCCUGAGGAGAUGCCCAUCACAGUCCUGCAGAGCAUGAAGCUGGGGAUUGAUGUGAACAGGCACAAGGAGAUUAUCGUGAAGAGCAUCUCGGCAUUGCUGCUGCUGCUCCUCAAGCACUUCAAGCUGAACCAUAUCUACCAGUUUGAGUAUGUGUCCCAGCAUUUGGUGUUUGCCAACUGCAUCCCGCUGAUCCUGAAGUUCUUCAACCAAAACAUCAUGUCCUAUAUCACUGCCAAAAACAGCAUCUCCGUCCUGGAUUACCCACACUGUACAGUCCAUGACUUGCCCGAGCUCACUGCAGAAAGCCUGGAAGCCGGAGACAACAACCAGUUCUGCUGGAGAAACCUAUUCUCCUGCAUUAACCUGCUGAGGAUCCUCAACAAGCUGACCAAGUGGAAGCACUCAAGGACAAUGAUGCUGGUAGUCUUCAAGUCAGCCCCAAUACUGAAGCGAGCUCUGAAGGUGAAGCAGGCCAUGAUGCAGCUGUAUGUCCUCAAACUGUUGAAAAUCCAGACCAAAUACCUGGGGCGCCAGUGGAGAAAGAGCAACAUGAAGACCAUGUCGGCCAUCUACCAGAAGGUGCGGCACCGCAUGAACGAUGACUGGGCAUAUGGCAAUGACAUCGACGCGAGGCCGUGGGACUUCCAGGCUGAAGAAUGCACGCUAAGAGCCAGCAUUGAAGCCUUCAACAGCCGGAGAUAUGACAAACCUCAGGACUCGGAGUUUGCGCCGGUGGACAACUGCCUGCAGAGUGUCCUGGGCCAGCGGCUGGAGCUCCCCGAGGACUUCCAGUACUCCUACGAGCUGUGGCUGGAGCGGGAGGUGUUUUCCCAGCCCAUUCGCUGGGAAGAGCUGCUGCGCUACCAGUGAGAGCCACCACGCCACCCGUCCCAUCCCAGCGGGGACUCCAGGUGCUACAGAGCGAGGAAAGGAAGAUGAUUUUAAGUAAAGCUGGAAGAAAAUCACCUUUCUGAAGAGUCCAGGCCUCUCUGUAACCAUCCAGAUACUCCAACUCUCAUUUUCAUGGAGGUCUUCCCUUUGUUGAGAUCUCUCGGAGGCCAUGCAGUACCAACAGACCUGCGUGGAGGCCAAGGACCAGGUUCCUCAUCAUGUGUGAACAUCAGGAGUGUCCUCACCUGGUUUUCACUGCAGAUUUAAAACUGUGUAUGAGAGAUCCAAGUCCAUGCUGUCCCUUUGCUUGUUAGGUUUGUUGUAAGAGCAUCUCAGCCUUGAUAGGUCUUCAUCUCACCCAGAUGCCUCAAGCUGAGCUGAUGUGUUUUCAUUUGUUCAGUUACGAUGAUGUGCUUCAACCACCACACUGCUACGAUGAAGUAAAAAACACAAAAUAGCACUGUCCGUGACAAUCCCAAGCAGAGUUGGAUGACUUGGCCAAAGGGGAUGACUUUACCGCUUGUCCUGAGGGCAGCAUCACUGCUGGGAUUGUACAGCAGAUUUACAGAUUUCUUCCACAAUUUUUGCAUUGGUCACUAGGGAUAGUAAUGCAUUGCCUUUACCACUGCUCCACUUUCCUUCAUCCCUCCACUCACUGCUAUGAGAAUAAAAUGAACAGCAAGCUGUGCAGGGCGUAGAGCUGCAGAGGAGGUUCACUGCCACGUUUCUCUCCACCUGCAGUAACUUCAGAAUUAUUGGCACAGAAGUUACUGACCCAAACUACAGGAUAUCUAAACGUGCCAUGUAAAGGCCUUUAUUCUCAUCGAGCAAGACCCUCCAUUACAAAGUCCAUGUGGGGAAAUAAAAUGCAACAGGCUGAUUGUUUUUUAAGGAUAAUUACUGCAAUUUUAGGUUUCCAGAGAGCUUUCUGCAUUGCUCUUUACCCUUUGCAGCCUUACAGGAGACGCCACAUGCCACGUCUUCUGCAAAAUAACCUGAUUUUUGCACAGGUUUUUGGUUCUUUGGGAGGAUGUUUGUGCCGUGUCUUAAAGUGGGAAGGAAGAGUGCUUUGGGUAACACUUUGCUGCCAUCGUAUGAUGGAAACAGCAGAUGGUGCAGUCCAGAACGUUCAGACUCACACCAUGAGCUGUGAGUGAGUACAGUGACAGGGUCUGAAAGUUAUAAUCUUUUUCUACAGAAUGUUGUCAGCCAAGCACGGGGAAUCCUGAGUCUAACUUCUCCUUCCUUAUGAAACCAGUUCUUUUGUCAAAGUAAAAUGCGUCAAUAUAGUGCAGGCAAAGUUUGACUUCUCCCAUGCUGUACUGCUAUCGGUACAGCGAGCACGCAGGCGAUAAAACCACAGGUAUUUGUCAUGGCAGGAUUUGUGCUUAUUGCUGUGGAAUUGAACUGAGAAUGUUUCCUUAAUGUGGUUUGCAAAAGGCGCUUUUCAAAGAGCUGCCAUUAGUAAACCCGCUCACCUUUUCAAGAAUGCUUUUGUUCACAAUAAACCAGAGUGACUUUUCAA